Messenger RNA from Prosopis cineraria, 951 nucleotides. Its product is annotated as protein GIGANTEA-like. Gene Ontology annotation, biological process: regulation of long-day photoperiodism, flowering; regulation of circadian rhythm; response to stress. The coding region runs from base 280 to 951 and encodes 223 amino acids. The transcript has 7 exons. Lineage: Eukaryota; Viridiplantae; Streptophyta; Magnoliopsida; Fabales; Fabaceae. Gene Ontology annotation, cellular component: nucleus. The record is from RefSeq and is a predicted model, not a curated record.
UCUCUGCCCCUCCUCCUUUCUCUCAGUAAAACCUCCACCACCUCCUUAAUUUUCCCAAUUCAUGCACCAAAUAUUUUUAUUAUAGAACUUACCACUCCCAUUUUUCCAGGUUUUAGCAUAUCGCCCUCCAAAUCAGAGUGAUUAGUUUCUUAAUCAAUCGGUUCUUUAUUCACGGAGUGCAAGGGAAUGUUGAAUUACGAUAUUUUAAUCCUUGAUUGGUAGCCGGUCGGCCGGAUUCUGGGCUAUUGGUUCUGGUAUUAGAAGUAUAUUUCCUAUUCCAUGGCUGGUCCAAGUGAAAGGUGGAUUGACCGUCUUCAGUUCUCCUCGUUGUUCUGGCCUCCCCCACGAGACAGUCAACAAAAAAAGGAUCAAAUUGCUGCCUAUGUUGAGUUCUUUGGUCAGUUCACGUCAGAACAAUUCCCUGAUGAUAUUGCUGAGUUAAUCCGGAACCGGUAUCCAUCGAGGGAGACACUCCUCUUUGAUGAUGUUCUGGCAACUUUCGUCCUUCAUCAUCCUGAGCAUGGUCAUGCGGUUGUGCUUCCAAUGAUUUCAUCUGUUAUUGAUGGGACUCUAGUCUAUGAUAAGACUAGUCCUCCAUUUGCUUCUUUCAUUUCCUUAUUCUGCCCACAAAGUGAGAAUGAAUAUUCAGAGCAAUGGGCUCUGGCAUGUGGUGAAAUUUUGAGAAUUUUAACUCAUUAUAAUCGUCCCAUAUUCAAAACGGAAAGACAGUGCAGUGAAACAGAAAGAAGCACUAGUGGCAGCCAUGCAACAACAAGCAAUUCUGUUGAUGGGAAACGUGACCGUAGCUGUUUGACACAACUGGAGAGGAAACCUAUAAGGCCCUUGUCUCCUUGGAUAACUGAUAUAUUGUUGGCUGCACCUCUGGGCAUUAGAAGUGAUUAUUUCCGGUGGUGCAGUGGAGUCAUGGGUAAUAUGCCGCUGGAGACUUAA